Molecule: messenger RNA, 2363 nt
Organism: Coregonus clupeaformis (lake whitefish)
Lineage: Eukaryota; Metazoa; Chordata; Actinopteri; Salmoniformes; Salmonidae
Product: cystathionine gamma-lyase-like
Exons: 12
Coding region: 197-1414 (405 amino acids)
Biological process (GO): transsulfuration
Cellular component (GO): cytoplasm
Molecular function (GO): cystathionine gamma-lyase activity; pyridoxal phosphate binding
Source: RefSeq, a predicted model, not a curated record
AACAUGGGUCACGGGACGCCCCUAUUGAAACACCAAUCGGUGCCAUCCUCCCCUUGUAGAGAAGCAGUGAUUGGGUUACAAAGGAUAUGGGUAUUACACGUCGCCGCUAAAUGACAAUUUCGUUUUCAAUAGGAUUAUUCAACGGUAAAACAUAGCUACACAUCACUCUCAGGGAACCGGACUGGAUUUGUAACACAUGGCUUCUUCACACCAACAAAACGACUUGUCUGCCGGUUUCCGCGUGCAGUUCAAAUCUUUCGCAACAGAGGCGAUCCACGUUGGGCAAGAACCGGAGCAAUGGAACUCUAUGGCAGUGGUGCCACCUAUUUCUCUGUCCACCACGUUCAAGCAGUAUAGACCUGGAAAUCAUGCUGGUUUUGAGUACAGUCGUAGUGGAAACCCGACAAGAAACUGUUUGGAGAAAGCUGUUGCUGCUCUGGAUGGAGCAAAGCACUGUCUUGCUCUUGCCUCUGGGCUGGCUGCGACUAUGACCAUCACUCACAUGCUGAAAGCUGGAGAUGGCAUUGUCUGCAUGAACGAUGUGUAUGGAGGGACCAAUCGUUAUUUCCGAAAGAUUGCUGCAGAAGUUGGCUUGGAUGUGUCCUUUGCUGAUUGCACCAAAAUCGAAUUGCUCCAGGCUGCUCUUAAGCCGAACACAAAGUUGGUAUGGAUCGAGACCCCCACCAACCCCACUAUGAAAGUUGUGGAUAUCCAGGCCUGUGCAGAGGUGGUCCACCAACACAACAAGGUUACCGUGGUGGUUGUGGACAACACUUUCAUGUCAGCCUACUUCCAGCGCCCCUUGGCCCUCGGAGCAGACAUCUGCAUGUAUUCAGCUACUAAGUACAUGAAUGGUCACAGUGACAUUGUAAUGGGCCUGGUGUCUGUGAACGAUGAGGACCUGUAUGAAAGACUGAGGUUUCUACAGAAUGCCCUCGGAGCCGUACCGUCCCCCUUUGACUGCUACCUGUGUAACCGCGGCCUGAAAACCCUGCACCUGCGCAUGAGGCAGCACUUCAAGAACGCCCUGGCAGUAGCCCAGUUCCUGGAGGCCGACCCCAGGGUGGACCGAGUCAUCUUCCCAGGCUUGCCCUCCCACCCCCAGCAUGAGCUGAUGAAGAGACAGUGCACUGGCUGCCCAGGGAUGAUCACCUUCUACAUAAAGGGAAAACUGGAGAACGCCACCAUGUUCCUCAGCAACCUAAAGUUGUUUGCACUUGCCGAGAGCCUUGGUGGUUAUGAAAGCUUGGCAGAGCAUCCGGCGAUAAUGACCCAUGCGUCUGUUCCGGAGAGUGAUAGGGCCGCCCUGGGGAUCAGUGACACACUGGUCCGUCUGUCCGUGGGGCUGGAGGACGAGCAGGAUAUCAUCGAGGACCUGAAACAAGCCCUGAACGCUGCUCAUCCAAAGCAGUAGUAGUGUCUUCAGGACGUCCAAUGACCAGCGGUGGUCUGUCGUCAUUGGGACGGAGUGGAGGCGGGAGUACCCGGUGUUUAUAGCCAUGUACAAGAGCGGCGAGAGGGUGCUUUAACAACACACACAAACAAUGAUGCACUCAUCAUCAGGGAACAACCUGCUCUUUAAACAUUACGCCUUCAUUAAUUAUUACCAACCUUUGGAUGCUGAUUUUAUCGGGAGCACUUCCAAGGACUUAUUUAUACAUUUGGCUGCUGUUGCUUUGUCUGUUUUUUGUUUGUUUGGAGGGUGUUGAUGGGGCAUUGUGACAGAGGUUCUUAUUCAAUCAAAACUGGUAUCCGGGACACCCUGGAGUAAGGCAAACAUCAGUUGAGUUUCUUUCGGCUUCAUUUAGUUAUAACAUGAACAAUUAUAAUAAGGUCUUGCUCUGGAAACGUCUGGAUAGCAGUUUUGAUUAAAUAUAACUUUGUCUGGCUCUAUCAAAUGUAUGCCUAGUUAAGGGAGAGUGGGGAAGCUUUGUCCCCAGAGUUUGUCUUAAAGGAAGUUGGCCAGUGAGGGAGUGCCAAGUGCAUGCUUGUCCUUGCCUUGUGUCAAGCAGUUAUAUAUUUAAUGAAUUUAAUAUAUUUUUGAUCUAAUUACUCAAACUAGUGCCCGUGGUAGAAUUCUUUGAGCUAUGUGGUUGCUGAACUCGACCCACAACCCCAGAGUUCACUAACAGGCUUGUUCUCAGAUCAAAACACUCAGCGACGUCACGGUUUUCUACCUGAGGAAAACCAACCAACCCUACAUCAUCUUGGAGCUCUCUCUCAGCUGACGGUGUAAUCUAUCACAUAUCAUACAUACUGUAUAUCUGCCUGCUACUCAAGUAUGUGCUUCAUUUGGGAAAGACCCUGUUUGAUAAGUGUCAUCUGUGUGACCGUUAAACUCAUUAAAAUCAGUUUGCAGUACA